Ichthyophthirius multifiliis is the source of this 1809-nucleotide messenger RNA. RefSeq lists its product as hypothetical. Gene Ontology annotation, cellular component: peroxisomal membrane. The record is from RefSeq and is a predicted model, not a curated record. Gene Ontology annotation, biological process: very long-chain fatty acid catabolic process; peroxisome organization; long-chain fatty acid import into peroxisome. NCBI's taxonomy places the organism in Eukaryota, Ciliophora, Oligohymenophorea, Hymenostomatida. Gene Ontology annotation, molecular function: long-chain fatty acid transmembrane transporter activity; ATP hydrolysis activity; ABC-type transporter activity. The transcript has a single exon.
AUGCGAACAUACUUAUCAAUAUGGGUAGCUGGUGUUUAAGGUCGGAUAGUGAAAUCCAUAAUAAAAUUAUAGUUGAGUUAAUUUUUUAAAAGAGUAAUAAUAUAUUUAAUAUAUAUAUAUAUAUAUAUAUAUAUAUAUAUAUAUAUAUAUAUAUAUAUAUUUGUAUAAAUAAAGAUAUUUGAAUUAGGAAUAAUAGCAAUUCCAGCAUCAUUUGUGAACUCAUCGUUAGAUUAUUUCUACUAGAAAUUAAAUAUAUAAUUUCGUACUAGAUUAACAAACCAUUUUUCGAAUAUAUAUUAUAAAGAUAUGAUAUUUUACUAAUUAACAAACUUAGAUAAUCGUGUAGAAAAUCCAGAUUAGAGAUUAACUAGUGAUAUAGAAAAAUGGUCUAAUUCAUUAUCUAUGAUAUAUUUAAAUGUAACAAAACCAAUAAUAGAUAUAAUUUUAUUUUCUAAAAAACUCUCUGAAAUAUUAGGAGCUAUAGGACCUUUAAGCAUAAUGGGUUGGUAUUUAGUUUCUGGAAUAAUUAUAAAGUAUAUUUCUCCUUCUUUCGGCAAAUAUACAUCUUAAAGUCAAAAACUAUAAGGUGAAUAUCGCUCAGUUUAAACAAAUAUAACACACCAUAGUGAAGAAAUAGCGUUUUAUAAAGGUUAAAAUUGGGAAAAAGAACGUAUUUUAUAAAGUUUUUAAAAAUUAAUAUCCCAUAACACAAUGAUAAUGCACAAAAGGCUUUAUAUGGGUAUUGCGGAUAGUUUAUUAGUCAAAUACGGGGCUGUAAUUUUAGGAUACGCUGUUUUAGGAUUGCCUGUAUUUGGUCCAGAUUCGGUAUAAUAUUUAAAAAAAAUAUAAAGCAAUCCAUCAAAUAUUACUAAAGACUAUGUAAGAAAUUCAUCUCUUUUGAUUAAUUUAGCAAAAGCUAUUGGCCGUUUGGUGAUUUCUUAUAAGGAAAUUUAAACUUUAGCUGGAUAUACGAGUGUAGUUUAUGAAAUUUCAUCAGCUUUAGAAGAUUUAGAUAAUGGAAAAUAUUAAAGAAUUUUAGUUUAAGGAAGUUAGGAUUUAGGAGGCUAUAAUUAUUUGAGUGGAGAUAGUAUGAUUUAAUUUUAAUAAGGAGAAGUUUAGAUAAGUGAAAAUUAUAUAGAAUUAAAAUAAGUUCCAAUUAUUACGCCUAAUGGAGAUAGGCUAGUAAAGCCAAUGAAUAUUAAGAUUGAAAGUGGAAUGAAUGUAGUAAUUUCGGGACCUAAUGGAUGCGGAAAAUCUUCUCUUUUUAGAAUUUUAGGAGGUUUGUGGCCCAUUUUUAAUGGAGUUUUGGUUAGACCCGAUAUGGAUAAGCUGUUUUAUAUUCCAUAGAGACCGUAUCUUCCUAAAGGAAGUCUUAGAGAUUAGAUUAUAUAUCCCCAUAAUAAGCUGUAAAUGUUAAGAAAAAAAGUAAAGGAUAAUGAUAUCCUUAAACUUUUGGAAGUUGUUUAACUUUCAUAUAUUGCAGAUAAAGAAGGAGGAAUUAAUAGAGUUGAAGAUUGGUAAUCUAUUUUGGCUGGAGGAGAAAAAUAAAGAAUUGCGAUGGCUAGAUUAUUUUAUCAUAAUCCACUUUUUGCUAUUUUAGAUGAAUGUACUUCAGCGGUUAGCCUUGAUAUUGAGGCUUUACUUUAUGGUUAUUGUAAAUAGUUAGGAAUUACACUUUUUACAGUUAGCCAUAGAUUGUCUCUUUUUAAAUAUCAUGAUUAUAUCCUUAGAUUUGAUGGAAAAGGAGAAUGGAAAUUCGAAUAGUUUGUAAAAGAAGGAAAUCAUUCGAUUAGUUUUGAUAUUAAUUGA